Molecule: messenger RNA, 1227 nt
Organism: Vombatus ursinus (common wombat)
Lineage: Eukaryota; Metazoa; Chordata; Mammalia; Diprotodontia; Vombatidae
Product: probable E3 ubiquitin-protein ligase TRIML1
Exons: 7
Coding region: 1-1227 (408 amino acids)
Molecular function (GO): zinc ion binding; protein binding
Source: RefSeq, a predicted model, not a curated record
AUGGCUGCAGCUCAUUUAGCUGAAAACCUCCAGGAAGAGCUCACCUGCCCUGUGUGCAUGGACUACUUCAGUCAACCGGUGACCUUAGGCUGUGGCCACACCUUUUGUCACCUAUGCCUCCUCAGGAACUGUGGAGAAGCUGACCAAUCCUCUCCUUGUCCCGAGUGCAAAAGAACCUUCCAUUUGAGAGACUUGGAGCGCAAUCUUUGUCUAGAAAAGUUGGCCAGCAUAGCCAGGAAGGUCAAACCCUGUUUGCUGAAGAUUAAAGAGGAAAACACUAAAUGUAAUAGACACAAGGCAGAGCAAAAUCUGUUCUGUGAGGAAGACCAAGCAUUCCUUUGUGCAUUUUGCUUUCAAACCCCAAAGCACAGCAGGCACACAGUACGCCCAAUAGAAAAGGCUGCAGAGGAUUCUAGGGACAAACUCCAAAAGAUUUCGGAUCUUCGCUGGAAAGAAAUGGAGACAAUUGAGAAGAUGCUGACUGAAGAGAGGCAGAAAGAAAAUAGUUGCAGGAUAAAGGGCCAAGCUCAAAGGGAGAGUAUGGCACAGGAAUACAGAACAUUCCAUGAACUGCUGAUGGAAGAAGAGGAGUGUCAUCUUGAAAUGCUGGCCAAGCAGGAAAAUGACUACCUGAAGAGUAUAAAAGAAAGUAAGGUCAGACUCUCCCAACACCUUCAAAGCUUGGAGGAGGUGAUCUCGGAGAUAGAACAAAAUUACCAGAAACCCAAUGUCCAGCUUCUUCAGGUGGUAGGAGAUACACUUUUCAGGUGUGAGUCACUCCUGAGUCAUUGUCCAGAGACUGUCACCACCCCAGGGAUCUUCUUUUAUUACACUUUGAUAUGGGAAAUGCUUAAAUACUUCAAAGUGGAUGUGACCCUGGAUCCUGAAAGUGCCUGUCCAUAUCUCAUUGUGUCUGAUGAUCUGAAAACUGUUGUACACAGAGGCUACCAGCAGACUGUAACUUUCAUGCCUGGCCGAUUUAAAGACAAUAUUAUUUUGGGGGCUCAGAUCUUCAUAUCUGGGAUCCACUAUUGGGAGGUUGAUGUGGGAGACACUAGGCAAUGGACAAUUGGCGUAUGUAAGGAGUCAUUGAGUAGAGAUGGCAAUGUCCCCUCUGCUGAGGAUGUCUUCCUUCUUUCAUACAUUAGGAAUGGAAAUCUGUACACUGCCAUGACUACUCCUUCCUACUUCAAACUUCGAGUCAAUGUCCCUAUCUACAGGGUCUAG